Messenger RNA from Biomphalaria glabrata, 4845 nucleotides. Its product is annotated as protein Wnt-1-like. Lineage: Eukaryota; Metazoa; Mollusca; Gastropoda; Planorbidae. The transcript is spliced from 8 exons. Gene Ontology annotation, biological process: neuron differentiation; canonical Wnt signaling pathway; cell fate commitment. The coding region runs from base 1028 to 2170 and encodes 380 amino acids. Gene Ontology annotation, cellular component: extracellular region. Gene Ontology annotation, molecular function: frizzled binding; cytokine activity. The record is from RefSeq and is a predicted model, not a curated record.
UCCUAUUGCCUCGAGUUCCUACCCUCAUGAUACUUCAAAUCGGACUCCGACAUAUGAACUCGUGAUACAUGUACUUGCCGCUCGAUCUUUUCCGUGAUUCGUCUUCACUGGACCAAAUUGUCACUUCAUUUCCUGUAUUUUGGUUUUUGGAGUAAUUCUCUCUUGUCCGACAUCAGAGUUUGUGCUAAAUAUGGUGUAGGAAGAAGGAAUUUAUAAUUUUGUGUCUUUUUUGUGUGUGUGUGUGAUUAUUUUUUUUUUAAUUAUCUUUUGUGGAUAAAUUUAUCCUUAAGGAUAUACAAUUACAGUAUAGGAUGGUUAUAGACACUCACAUCAUCUGGAACAGCUCUAGACUUUGAAAGUCGAUGGAACAACAUUGUUCAAAGCGAGGCUCACAGCUGGACAAGUUCUAAGACUAAAAUGGGCUGGAAGUUUAAGCACUCAAGAGAAACAAUCCAGCUCUUAUUUUUAACGUGACGUGAAACUCCAGUUCUAUAUCUCAAGUGUUUCUGCUACAUCUAAACAACGUCAACAGUAGUUUGACAGCAGAGCCACUUUAUAUUGGCUUAAAUCGUCAACGCUACCGAAAUAAAGGAAGACCCAUCAUUAACUAGAGCUAAGAGUUUCAUAGCUGAUGGUGAACUCAAGCAUCAGUUUCAACAUUAACUGUAAUCUUGAGUUGUUGGUGCACUAAUCAAAACACAAAUUCAUACAAAAUUUCAGAGUCGAGUAACAAAGACAGCAAAUUAUACAACUAUAAGAUUUGGAUUUAACUAAUCACGUGAUUAAUUCAAGAGUUUAAUUGUUCUGCAUUUCUACCCCGUUCUAAUCCAAAGGAAAGGAAAACAUUUUUAUUGUAACUUUUUGUUGGUAUAUCUUCAAAUUUAGUUAAUGCACGUUUACAUCUAUUGGAUACUUCGAUAAGACUUGUGUAUAUUUUCCAGACUGUGGAUAUUUUUUAAGGAUAAGUGGAUAGUGUGGAUUCGUUUCUCGGAUCUGAACUACAUCCGGUUUCUAAUGACCUUAGACAAUGCACUUGAUGGUGACGCUGUGCUUGAUGUUGCUGACAACUGACGUCUGCAGCCAAAAAUCAACAAAGGUGAAGGCCCCCAAGGGAACUAAAUGGUGGUCUUUGGCCAAAGCGGGAGAGCCUUCUAAUGAUUUGAGAUCUCCACUGACCAAACACAACAACAAUCCAAGCCUGGAGCCGCUGACCAAGAGACAGCGGAAAUUGGUGACCAAAAAUCCUGGCAGCAUUGUCGCUGUGGAGAGUGGUGCCAAGAUGGCCAUUCAGGAAUGCAAACAUCAGUUUAAAAACAGGCGUUGGAACUGUCCAACAAAUUUUGAUGGUCAUGGAAAUUCAAUUUUUGGAAAAAUUAUACAGAAAGGUUGCAGAGAAUCGGCGUUCAUUUACGCCAUCACAAGCGCGGCAGUGGCCCAUUCGGUGUCACGCUCCUGCGCGGAAGGCGGCAUCAGCACCUGCACUUGCGACACGGAACCUCACGACCGGCCUGCAGGCCGAGAUUGGGAGUGGAGCGGCUGCAGCGACAACGCCAAGUUCGGACACGCAUUCUCUAGGAAGUUCGUGGACAUUUUGGAGAAAGGGCGAGACUUCCGCUACAUGACCAACCUGCACAACAACGAGGCUGGACGAGUGCACGUAUCGUCAGGCCUGAGACGAGACUGCAAGUGUCAUGGCAUGUCAGGUAGCUGUGCUGUCAAGACAUGCUGGAUGUCACUGACAUCAUUUCGGGAAGUUGGCAAUUCGCUGAAAGAUCGCUUCGACGGGGCGACUAGAAUUUUACCAGGUAAUGACGGCUUAAAGGCGGAAGAAGAAAAUUCCGGAAAUGGGCGUGGCAGCAAAAAGCGCAAGCUCAGCUUUACUCCCGCCAACCCCAACCAUAAGCAUCCGGGGAAAAGGGAUCUCGUGUAUUUCGAGGACUCUCCGAGUUUCUGUGAGAAGGACCAGGGACUUGGUCAUAACGGGACAACGGGUCGUGAAUGCAACGGAACAUCCAUUGGCAUCGAUGGUUGUGACCUCAUGUGCUGUGGGCGUGGCUACAGGACGGAGGAGUACGUGGCACGUGAGCGAUGCCAGUGUCAGUUCCACUGGUGCUGCGACGUCAUAUGCAAAGUGUGUACUGUCAACAAAACACGUCACAUGUGCUUGUGAGGAGUGUUUUAACAUUGGCAUAAAGUCAAAGACACUGAAGUGCCUUCAUGAACUAUAGACCUAGAUUUGACCAUAAAUCAAAAACUAAAAAAAAAAAAAACAAUAGGAAACAAAAAACGAAAAUAUGACUUUUGCAGAGCACCAUAACAGUUUUUGAGCAUGUAAGCAUAUAGAAAAAAAAAUUAUUCUUACGGAGCACCAUACAAUUUUUAAGCGUAUUUAAAGGCAUCUUAUCCUAUAUUGCCUUUUUGUGAGUUCCUUUGGAUUCAGUGUUUUUAUACUUAACAUUUUAAAGAAACGGAUGAAAACACAUAAAGUGGAAAAAAAAAAUAAUGAACAGAAAAAUCAUAUUGUAAUUAUAUAUUUAUGUAAGACAAUUUUCACAUCCUUUGAUUGGAUUACUGGGCUCUGGGGUCAUGUUAGACUGACUCUAAUAAUACGACUGACAAAGUGAUCUGAGUUGUCUUGACACAAGGUGCGGGUCUGCUGAAUAUUGUCUAACAAGAAGUAACGUUUCUACUCCUACGACCCUCAGCCCUGCCUCAUCUUAGAAAUAGCCAUGUAGCCAUUUAUUAUUUACAUUCAUAAAUAUUUAUUGCCUUGUCCGUUUUGCGUGGCUUUCGCCUCUUGCGGGUCGAAUUCAUUUUCUGAAGUUAUUUUCUAUUUAUGUAUUUUAUUUUCCGACUUUCUGUGUAAAUAGUUUCUGAAAGUAAUGAACACGCAAUCCUUUGUGUGAGUAACUGGGGCUACAUACUUAAUUCUGUUUGAGAGUUUGUGAGUAUAUUCAUCCUUCUCUCAGACCUAUAUGACUAGGGGACAUAAGUGAUGAUUUGUGUCUGAAACAAGAAAAAUAAUUAUACUUAGUUACCAUGGAGACCACAUAAAAGAAAAGAUAAAUUACUAUAUAAAAUAAAUUGAAUUGCGAAUAAUAUAACAGACAAUAGACUAAAAUCUGACUCCAUUUUGUACAUGUGUAUGAUUCGUUAAUAGCAUUGCAACAUACUUCUGAUAAUGACCAUUGAUUUUCGCUGAUUGAUAACUUGUCUAGUUUGUUACAGAAGUGUGACGUUGUGACGGACAACUAGCACCCUUUUAAACAAUAAGCCUAACAAGGUUGGCGUAUACGUAUGGUAAUAUAAUAAGUGGGUCGAAUUAAACCUUUGCCUCCACCAGAAGACAGUGCCUCUCCAAUGCCAUUACGUCAUUAUAGUAUGGGCUGUAGGCGCCCAUGAUGACUAUAUAACAACUUGACGCCACAUGCCCCAUAGCUGUAGGCCUACUUAAUUUCCGCGAAUCAAUGAAACUCCUUGAAUAACAUCACUAAAAUGGAAUACUUUAAUGGAUCUUAUUUAUCCAUUGGUAGACACAGUUCAUCUCAUGAAAAGCUUUCGACACAAACUUUGGCAUUCAGACUUACUAGAUAUAUUUCUAAUAGUAGCGCCUGUUUGGAACGUCAAUGGUAGCAAAAGGAUGAAAUGAAAUGUCCACUAGAGUACGAAUGUGUAAUCCUGUUUUGAUUUUGUUUUACCUCCUGUACAUAAUCCUGUACGUAAUGGCAUUCUCUACUUGCUUGUAUAUAGUGACACGUGUUCAAGCUAUUUAUUAACUAUACAUUUGAUAGGGUGAUAUUAUCUGUAUAUUUUUAUGUACGUUGUUCUUUGUAUUAUUUUUAUUGAAACGUUUGUGGUUGUGAUUGUAGAAUGGAUGUUCUGGCCCAGUGUUUCCCAGACGUUUUCCUUAACGGAACACUUCGCACAAUCUGAGUAUUUAGCGGAACACUUUGCUUUUUUUUUUUUUUAGAGAGAUUAAUUCACGUGGUGGCCUGCUAGUUAAUUAUUCCAGUAGUUCGUGGAACAUCUAUUCAGGCCUCGAGGAACACCAGGGUUCCGCGUAACACAGUUUGGGAAACACUGUUCUAGUAGAAGGCAAAAAGUAUCUUACAGUUAAGGCGAGACCAUUCGUUAUAGAAGGCCUGAGCACUGACUUGCAACGUCGCAACCUGUGGGCAGUCUAAACCAAUAGCUCGUCGCCACGUCGUACAGACAUGUGACGUGGCAACGAGCUAUUGGUCUAAACUGACCAAAUGUUUUGACGAUGCUGAUCAGGUUCAGGACUUCGAUAAAUAUUUGUCUCGGUUAAGGACGCGCCAAUCUUGAACAAGGUAUCACGUCAUCCAAGGCUGCUGUAGACUGCCACUUCCACUUGUAACUGCGCGCAAACGUUUGAGCAUGAACAAAAGUAUCGGUAUCGCGAAGGUCUUUGUGAUCCCAGCGAUGGUUCCAAACGUUCUUGGCGUUCUUUACUUCUGUUGAUAAAAUUAACUUUGAUAUAUGGAGAGCGCCAACCAGGACAAUAUGACCUACGGGCCGGAAGUCUUCAGCAGACGAUUGAGCUAGCAUACUAUACUUAUUUUUGUUGUAAAAUUUGUUAGAAGGUUGAGUAACUUAUGAAAACGAAAUAGAUAUUCGGCUAAUAAAUUGCAAUUACUAGAUUCAAUUACGUUGAAAAUGGCUAUUCUAAAUUCUAUUUAGAUUACAUAAGUCUUCUUACUCAUCAGCAGAUACGUCAGGACGCCUAUGCAUUAGGAGAUUCAAUAUUCUUUUUCCUACAGUUUAUAGUGAUGUUGCAGAGAUAAUGGAUGAGUGCAGUCACAUGACUAUGCAACCCCAGUUGAA